Kwoniella shivajii is the source of this 1143-nucleotide messenger RNA. RefSeq lists its product as uncharacterized. Gene Ontology annotation, molecular function: L-iditol 2-dehydrogenase (NAD+) activity; zinc ion binding. Gene Ontology annotation, biological process: D-sorbitol catabolic process. The record is from RefSeq and is a predicted model, not a curated record. The transcript has 15 exons. Lineage: Eukaryota; Fungi; Basidiomycota; Tremellomycetes; Tremellales; Cryptococcaceae. The coding region runs from base 1 to 1143 and encodes 380 amino acids.
AUGAUCAGCAAUGUGCCCAGCCUAGGAGAUGAUAUCUUCGCUUGCAAAUUGAUGGGUGUCGAGGUAUUGAAAGUAGAGAAGAGGGAAGGUCCCAGUCCCCCAGGACCAUACGAAGCUGUAGUCGCUCCUCAGUUCAAUGGAUUAUGCGGAUCAGACAUGCAUAUCUACCUCACCGCGCUCCUCGGCGAAGAAAAGAUGAAGGAACCCUUUGUUUUAGGCCAUGAAGCUUCAGGGAUCGUAGUUGCCACCGGAUCUGACGUGAAGAAUGUGAAAGUCGGUGAUAGGGUUGCACUUGAGCCAGGUGAAGGUUGUGGUAGAUGUAACGAUUGCAAGAAAGGUGCCUAUAACCAUUGUGAUGAUAUGAAGUUUGCAGCGGCGGAUGGCAGAGAUGGGACACUACAAGGCUUAUACAAACUACCCUCCGAUCUCUGCUACAAACUAUCUGAUAAUAUAUCUUUGGAAGAAGGUGCUCUGAUUGAACCUCUAGCAGUAGCUGUAAAUGCUAUAAUCAACAUAGCGAACUUACCACACUCUUCCAACGUAGUGGUAUUUGGUGCAGGUCCAGUUGGAUUGCUAACAAUGGCAGUAGCUAAAGCUCUAGGAUCAAGAAGGAUCAUAGCCAUCGAUAUCCAAGAAGAAAGGUUGAAUUUCGCAAAAUCAUAUGCUGCAACUGAUAUUCACGUUGCUUCACCAAUGAUCAAAGGUGAAAGCAAAACUGAUUAUUCCAAACGUCAUGCUGAGAUCAUCAAGCAAUCACUUGGAAUAUCAGAUAGAGGAAUCGAAGCUAUUGAUGUGGUUAUAGAUUGUUCCGCUGCAGAAGUAUGUAUGCAAACCGGAAUAUGGUUGACGAAAAGAAAAGGAAUAUAUGUUCAGGUUGGAUGUGGUCCGCUAUAUGUUAAUCUACCUAUGAGGAUAAUAGCAGAUAGAGAAUUGACGGUCAAAGGUUGUUUCAGAUAUGGCCCAGGAGUGUACACCAGAGCAAUAGAUUUGGUUUCUAGAGGUUUGAUAGAUUUGAAACCACUAAUCACCCACAAGUAUCCUUGGGAGCAAGCUUCAAAAGCUUUCACCACUACCAAAGCAGGUAAAGGUGAUGAUGGUAGAUUAGCUAUCAAAGUGAUGAUUGGUCCACCACCGAAGUGUUAG